AAAGACGCGUUCUGUUAACAACAAAAUGAAAUUUUAAGCAAUUGAAAUGGAAAUUGUUGAGGAAACGGACGAGGAUGCAAAGCUGCGCCAUUUUAUUGAGACCAUAGACAUUGAAAGUGAUGUUUUUGACUACUUGAAGAAUGCCGGCAUAUGCUGUAGGCACUUGCAGUAUUUAACAGCUGAUGAUAUUAAGGAUGCCAUACAGCCCAUAGGAUUGCGCGCUGAAUUUAGAGAGAAGCUCUUUGCCUACAAGAGAUCUGGUCAAUUGGAUGCUUGGAAGGCACCCACAAGAGUUACAGACUGGCUGCGCACCUGCAUGUCGCCUUCCAGCAGCUCCGAAAGACCCAAUCUGGUGGCGCAAGUGCUCGACAAGAGUCUUAGAGUUCUAUUCAGUGAGACAAGCAAGGGCAAAAGGAUUAUGACACAUGCUAACAAAUAUGGGGUUAUCAGCAAAACGCAGCGCAAUGAACUUGUAGAAAUUAUAAUGGAUUAUGUGACGGAACAUAAUCUGCAAUUGGGCGCCAAGAAUUGCCAUCAGCUCUUUGAUGAAAUCUGUCAGGUGUUUCCAAGUGAAGUUGAAUGGAAGGACUUUUAUUAUAUACCACGCAAAGGUAGAAGCAACACAGGUGGACGACUCUUUGUGCGUUACAAGAACAUUGUAAGCAAGCGACGCCAUAGCAUGAAGUUCAGCAAAGGCAGCAGCAGCAAAUCCUCAUCACCAGCAGCCACUGAAGACAACUAUUGGUUGGACGACAACAAGCUCUAUGCAUUUAAAUUGUGCUUGAGUGUGGAGAACAAUGAAAAUGAGGACUGGCAUGAUGUAUGCGAGAAAUGGACAGAGACGUUUCCACUGCGUCAAAGAGAACUCAAGCAAAGGCAUAAAGAAGUAUUUCUCUUGGGCUGGCCAAAGCUGCGGCAUGAGAAGUUUAUGGAGCUGAUCAACAUUGAUUUUGAGCAUAUGCAUUGUUUCAAGAAUCAGCUGCUGCAUAGCAAAUGGCCAGAAUUCAAAUUGAAAAUAUGUCAGCACUAUAAACAAAUUGCACAUAAGCCGCCUUUUAAGGCAUUAUUUGAACACGCUGUUAAAAGCAAGGAUAUGGCUGUGCAGGAUUAUAUGUACGCCAUACUUUUGUUAUUCGUUUUGCCAGCUACGGCGCGUUUUGUAAAUGAAACAGGCAAAACUAGUCGCCGUGUUUCUGUUUCUGAAUCACAGGAAAGUUUUGUGCUGCAUGUCAACAGCAUUGAUGAGCAUGAGGAGCUAAUGGCGGCUAUGAAAAAGAAAUGGUUUGCACAGGACUUGACCAUACAGCCUUGUCUCAUUGUAGAGGGUUCCACCGAUAUGGAUAUGGAUAUAAAUACGUACUAUGUGCAUUUUAAUAGUCGACUUACCAAAAUGAGCUCCUUUCUGGACAGCUUGGAUUUGUGUUUUAAGAUAUUUCAAGUGCUGCAUAUUCCGUAUCCCAAGGCGUGUUUUGAAGUUUGGCUUUUCAUACAAAAAUAUUUCUAUGAAAUUGAUGCAGAAGCUGAUUGCAAAUCCUCAAAUAUAACAGCACUAAUUGCAAUUCUGGAUGGUAUUAACAUAAGCAUAUAGAGUUUAAGCUAACAAGUUUAUAUAAUUUAUAUAGUUAAUGUAUUUAUAAAUGUUUAGUCAA
Messenger RNA from Drosophila busckii, 1649 nucleotides. Its product is annotated as maker589. NCBI's taxonomy places the organism in Eukaryota, Metazoa, Arthropoda, Insecta, Diptera, Drosophilidae. The record is from RefSeq and is a predicted model, not a curated record. Bases 47 to 1588 code for a protein of 513 amino acids. The transcript has 6 exons.